Molecule: messenger RNA, 1577 nt
Organism: Jatropha curcas
Lineage: Eukaryota; Viridiplantae; Streptophyta; Magnoliopsida; Malpighiales; Euphorbiaceae
Source: RefSeq, a predicted model, not a curated record
UAAACCCCGCCAUUUAUAUAUAAGCCCCUCUCCUCUGUUUUCACUUGACAGCCAAUUCUCUUCGUUUUCAUGUACUCAAAACCCCCAAAUUUCACCUAAUCCGUGACGUCAUCUUGCCGGAAUCGGGCGUGAAUAAUGAUGGAGGAGGAGUUUGUGACGGCUAAGUCCAUGGGGUCUUCAUUUUCGGUGGUAUUCUACGACGGCGAGCAGGAGACUAGCCUUGGCAACGUCGUCGUUUCACCUUCCUUGAAUUUCAAAGCUUUUCAAUCGACUAUUAGCGAGAAACUCGGUUUGUCUCCUCACCAGUUCUCUAUUUACAUGACGGACCAGAAUAGGCGUGGCUCCAGAAUCCCUGUGACCGGAAAGAUUGAUUUCUCAGCGGUUUCUCGCGAGAAGGAUUGUUUCUUUCUCGUGGUUCUUAAGCGAUCGAGGCGCGAGAGGAGGCGAAAAAGCCGCGAAGUUGCCGAAAUUAUGCAGAACAACCACCGGUUCGAUCCACCGGCGAAUAUGAUGCUCUUAAGGCGAGACGGUAAUACUAUUGCAAUCAACACUAACGAGUUUUCAGGUGUUGAUUUGGGUCGGGCCGGGUACGAAAGACGGGUCAAGGAGUUGCAAAUGGAGAAAGAAAGGUACUUGAUGAAUAUGGGUUUGGGUUCGGGUAUGGUCUAUGAAGGGCUGAGUUUGGGAUCAGAAAGAGUUAAUAAUAGAACAGUAGUUUGUGACGAAUGCUUGAUGGCUAAAGUGAUGGGUAGAGAUGUUGGAUUCCAUUGGUGUGUUAACGACACUGUCACUUUCGGAUUCAGAUCGCCGGCGGGCCCGAUUGCCCGGCCAAUUAAAGGAUCCGAUUGAGAAUUUUUUUUGUUUUGAUUGAGGAUUUACUUCUGUGAAUAGUAAAAAAAAAAAAAAAAAAAACAAGAGAAGAGGAAGGUGAGAUGAUUUGGUGUGGUAUAGUGUACGGUAAGGAAGGGUGUACCUUACUACACAAAGUACAUGAAAAUAUAUACUGAAUCUGACCCUUAAUAAGUUAGAUUAAGGGGUAUAGUAAUGAAGGUGUAUUGGUAUAUACGAAGGACAUUUUGUGCCUCCAAAGAAGUAGGGAUUCUGCUUUUGGCUACAUAAAACAAAAUACAAUUGGGUUGUGAAUUGUUAAAAUGGAGAAGGUGACAUUUGAUUUUAGGUUUUGGGUUUUUCUUGGAAUCUGGCUUCCAAUUGAAGAAGAAAAAGAAAGAGUGGCAAUUGAUGGUAGGUGCUUUUUGGUUAAGCUUUCAAGUAUUGCUAAAAGGAUAUUUUGGUAUCAAAGAGGGCAUUAUUGAUGUUUGAUUGAAAAAUGAAAAGAGAACUAUUCCUUUCUUUUUCUUUUUUUCUUCUUUUCUUUGGUUGUGUUUUUUAUUUUAAGGCCAAGGCCUUUUUGUCUUUGGGCAUGUGAAGUGUGAAGUGAAGCUGCUUAGCUUUAAUUUGUAUUUCCAAUGCAAUAGUACUCAAUUGGGGACAUUUAUUAAAAGGAAAAUAGCAUUAGUAGUACCAUCCUGCUUAACAGUUGUGACAAAUAAAAUGGGUUCUUCCUAGCUGUUUAUCAA